AGAAGCGGUAUCGGGCUCGAGGCCGAAACUCGCCGUGUGGCUUUAUUGACUCGGGGGCCCCGGAUUUAAUUAUCACCACGUGAAGAGUCAGGACUUUCGACCCGCUUGCAUGUCACAUUUCAAAGGUGCCUGUCCCAUCGAUUGCGGCUCUCGCUCCUUUCUCCCCGAGCGAACCUCGAGACGAGGACUGUCUUAGAUCUUGUGGAGAAAGUGUUACUCGUGAGUGCGUGCAUAUCUGUACUAACCAAAUCCGAAGACAACCAGACUUCUAGUCCAUACAUCGUAGACGACGUGGUUUUUUUAAUUACGGGCUCUUAUAAAGACGCGUCUCUUCCUCACUCACUCUUUUCUUCAUCUACGCAAGUCCUGAGCUGUGGAAGCCAAUUAAUCUUAAAUCCCCGAGCUCACAAUGCCUACAAUCGAAGCUGAACAUUAUAUUGGCGUCGACAUUGGGACUGGGAGCGCCCGAGUCUGCAUCGUCGACCGCACAGGCGAUAUUAAAGCGGUCGCAUCGAAGGACAUUCGCACGUGGCAGCCACAAAAUACUUUUUAUGAACAAUCUACAUCUGACAUUUGGAGCUCUAUCUCGACUUGUGUUAAACAGGCCUUGAAAGAGAGCAAUGUCGACCCCACCACAGUCCGCGGCAUAGGGUUCUGUGCUACCUGCUCACUUGCAGUCUUUUCUGAGGACACAAGUAAGCCCGUAUCUGUCAGUGGCCCUGACUUCAGUAAAGCCGACCAGAACGUCAUUCUGUGGCUGGACCACAGGGCUGUCGAAGAGGCAAAGGUCAUAAAUGCGACCCACGAUAAUGUUCUAAAGUAUGUUGGCGGCCAAAUGAGCGUUGAGAUGGAAAUCCCAAAGAUCUUAUGGUUAAAGAAUCAUAUGCCUGCUGAUGUUUUCGCGGGCUGCAAAUUUUACGAUUUGACAGAUGCCUUGACCCACAUGGCUACCGGGAAAGACACGAGGAGCUAUUGCAGUACAGUAUGCAAGCAAGGUUACCUUCCAAGUGGAGCAGAUACUGGUGAGACUGGAUGGCGCGACGAUUUCUUUGGCGCCAUUGGAUUAGGAUGCUUGAAAGACAAGAAGUAUGCCCCUCUUGGGGGUAUUGAGGGGCAGAACGGCCGAUACCUGAGCGCUGGCGAGCUGGUAGGAAGUCUUUCUGAAAGCGCUGCAAAAGAUAUGGGAUUACCUGCCGGAAUCGCUGUUGGAAGCGGCGUCAUUGAUGCUUACGCUGGCUGGAUCGGAACUGUUGGCGCCAAACAUGAGCCCGCUCAAGCUACCAAAGGUGACAUUUCGGAUGCAUUCGGCCGGCUGGCUCUUGUGGGCGGCACGUCGACUUGCCAUCUCGUAAUGUCUAAAGAUCCGAUAUUUGUGAACGGAGUCUGGGGACCAUAUCUUGACGUAUUGGUACCGGGCAUGUGGAUGGCCGAGGGUGGACAAUCGGCAACUGGCGAGCUUCUACGCUUUAUAAUCGAGAACCACCCAGCUUAUAAGGAGGCAAUCAGCUUAGCAAAGCAGGACGGAAAAGAUAAAAGCAUCUACGAAUUCUUGAAUGGCCAUCUAGAAGAGAUGACUCGGAAAGCUGGCGCACCAUCCGUUUCAUAUGUCGGCCGACAUUUCUUUUUCUACGGCGACUUCUUCGGCAACCGCUCCCCACUUGCGGAUGUGACCAUGGCUGGUUCCAUUAUUGGUCUCACUACCGACCAGAGUGUGGAUAACCUGGCCCUACAUUACUACGGCGCGAUGGAGUUCAUUGCUCUGCAGACCCGACACAUCGUCGACGCAAUGAACACCUCGGGACAUUCAAUCGGCUCGCUGUAUAUGUCGGGCUCGCAAUGUAAGAACUCUAUUCUGAUGUUAUUAAUAGCCACAAUCUGCGGACUGCCUGUGGUGAUUCCUGAGUAUGCAGGAGCAGCGGUCGUCCACGGCGCAGCUAUGCUAGGCGCGAAAGCCGCAUCUGCCAAUGCCAGCGGCAAUACUGAAGACUUGUGGUCCAUAAUGGAAAGGAUGAGCAAGCCCGGAAAAUUAAUCCAGCCUGGCACGGAUGCUGUAGAGAAGUCUCUCUUUGAGAUCAAGUAUGAGGUCUUCUUAGAUCAAGCCAAGAUGCAGCAGCUGUACCGACGGAAAGUAGACGAGGCUAUUGGCAGCUGGAAAUGAUGAUGUAAAUCUCAGAGUCCGUUAGUUAUCACGAUUACAACGACAGUAGUCAUAAUCAAAAUCAUUAUCACAUAUCACAUCC
This is a messenger RNA of Pseudogymnoascus verrucosus, 2240 nucleotides long. RefSeq lists its product as uncharacterized. The transcript has 2 exons. The record is from RefSeq and is a predicted model, not a curated record. Bases 410 to 2158 code for a protein of 582 amino acids. Gene Ontology annotation, biological process: carbohydrate metabolic process. Gene Ontology annotation, molecular function: phosphotransferase activity, alcohol group as acceptor; kinase activity. NCBI's taxonomy places the organism in Eukaryota, Fungi, Ascomycota, Leotiomycetes, Thelebolales, Thelebolaceae.